Messenger RNA from Prunus armeniaca (apricot), 420 nucleotides. NCBI's taxonomy places the organism in Eukaryota, Viridiplantae, Streptophyta, Magnoliopsida, Rosales, Rosaceae. The record is from the annotation of a GenBank genome assembly.
AUGCAUACAGAGCUCACCACCUAUGUAAUGGGUGUUAAAUCAAUGUGCUCAAGUUACUUCACCUUUGUUGGCGGUAAUCUAGUUACAUGGCUUAGCAAGAAGCAAAAUGUUGUGUCUGGGUCCUCCACAGAAUUCGAGUACGAGGGAUUGCCUAAGGGACCGGAUGCUGCUACAAAACUUCAUUGUGAUAGUCAGUCUGCAUUUGAAAUUGCUAACAAUCUAGUGCAACAUGAUCGAACUAAGCAUGUAGAAGUUGAUCGGCAUUUCAUUAAGGAGAAGCUGGAGCAUAAGUCAAUUUCAAUACCUUUUGUGCCUUCUUCGGAGCAGCUUGCAGAUAUGUUGACCCAUGCCGUGUCAAAGUGCCGAUUUGAAGACUCACUUGACAAGUUGGACAUUAUUGAUAUCUAUGCACCAACUUGA